AUGGGUAUUGAUACCGUUGUCAAGUAUGCCAAGUUGGAACCCAAGAGUUCAACGGAAGCACAACUAGCCAUGUCAAAAGUUCACAUCUCAAAGAGCUGGAAACUUCCACCGAGAAGCAGGCCAGUGAAAAGACAAGUUACUAAGCAGUUGGAGUCACCUACGAGUGAUGAGGAGGAGAGGAAGAAACGACAGAACAGAGAUGCCCAACGUGCUUAUCGCGAAAGAAGAACUAACAGGAUACAGGAACUGGAGGAUACAGUUGAGACUUUGCAAGGCCUCGUAAAGAACUGGCAGAAGAAAUUUAGAGCUUUAGAGUCGGAACUGAAGGAUGUGAAAAAGGAUAAUACGGAGUUGAAAAGAAGGCUUGUUACCACUCCUCAAGAGGAGCAUAUACCCUUAGUAGAUCCAUUGUUACGGGACCUCAUCGAUAAUUUCAAACCGAUGAAGGCAGUGACUUUAAAGAAACGUAAGCUUUCACCUAGAAAAUCAACUGCAGACUGUGGGUUUUGUUCAGAGACUACGACAUGUGUUUGUAAAGAAAUUGAGGAUAGUGGUAUGGAGACUGCUCGAUGCACGGAGAAUACAGAGACCUGUACCAAAUGCUCUGACAUCGAUCAAUCAUGCAUAAAGCCAAGGGAAUCACAGAGACCUGUAGAAACUGACACAGAUUUUUUGGCAAUUGAUGGUGAAGAUCAGCCCAAUACUAUGGACCCCAAUUUUGUUCCUGGUUCCUGCAAGAGAUGUCAGUCAGAUUCGCAAAGUAGGGCAUUCUGUCAAGCAGUAUAUGGGCCUCCAAAUGAUGAUAAAGUGGCAGCCUGUUGUGGUGGCAAUGGAGAAUGCAGCAAUAGCGCUGACUUUAUUCCUAUAAGUGAUGCAUACCAACGGAUAAUAAAGUACAUGCUAGAUAGCGAUCGGGAUUCACCGCCAAUCAAGCAUAUCGCAUCAGGACUAAGGGCCCGUGGUGGAGAGGUGGAACUGAAGACCAUCGAUGAUGCCAUUAGAGGCAUGGACAAAAAAGAUGUCGGAUCAACAGAAUAA
This is a messenger RNA of Torulaspora delbrueckii, 1038 nucleotides long. Its product is annotated as bZIP transcription factor. The coding region runs from base 1 to 1038 and encodes 345 amino acids. Gene Ontology annotation, molecular function: DNA-binding transcription activator activity, RNA polymerase II-specific; transcription cis-regulatory region binding. NCBI's taxonomy places the organism in Eukaryota, Fungi, Ascomycota, Saccharomycetes, Saccharomycetales, Saccharomycetaceae. The record is from RefSeq and is a predicted model, not a curated record. Gene Ontology annotation, cellular component: RNA polymerase II transcription regulator complex. The transcript has a single exon.